Messenger RNA from Symbiodinium necroappetens, 1530 nucleotides. Lineage: Eukaryota; Dinophyceae; Suessiales; Symbiodiniaceae. The record is from the annotation of a GenBank genome assembly.
AUGCUUCUCCCGAUUUCGGAUGUUCUGGGUGAACUGGAUUCAUCGUUGCACGCGGAGCGGCUUCUGCGCAAUCUGCUUUGUUCAGUUUCGGAGAACACCUUGACAAGGUAUCUGGCCAGUGUCCACAAGUUCAUCUUGGUUUCUGAGGAGUUAUCAUUGGAUAUCGGGUCUUUAAAGCAGGUCAACGUUGCCGAUAUUCUUUUGUCGCUGCAUAGGGGGGAUGUUCACAUCUCCAAUGCUCUGAAAGCUCUUCGUUGGGCGGCUAAAGCACUGCGCCUGCGGCUUCCGGAUCUCUAUGGCGGUCUGCUGCUGGGGGUUGAAUCUAGGGUUCUUUCGGAUCGCAAGGAGGCUUUACCACUCCCGAUUUUCAUUUUGGCAGCUUGGGAACGCCUCCUCUUGAGUGAGGAGGGGGAGCCUGGGUUUCGACUGUUUAUCGGGGGUCUUCUGGUAGCGGCGAAUGCCAGUUUGCGCUUCAGCGAUUGCCAGCAUGUCUUAUGGUCCUCACUGCAGGCCGGUCGGGACUGUCUCAGGGCCAUCUCUUACCGCACUAAGUCUUCUCGGCGAGGCAUGCCAUUUGGACUGGUCUCCUGUGGUUUUUACGGGGACACUGCUGCAUAUUAUCACUCCUGGGUUUGCAAAUAUUUGUUUCUCCUGGGUUGCGAAUGGGAUCAUAUCACGGAGCGUUUUGGGGAGACGGUCCCCGAUGCUCUCUUCUUUUUGUCAGACGAAAUGGAGUGGAGACCGAUGUCAUACGCCCAGGCGUUAUCGGCCUUCCGAGGUGCAUUAGUGGCGGCAGGGCUCUCGCCGCAGGAGGCUGGUAAUUACACGUUGCACUCGUUGAAGACAACCUUAUUGGCCUCGCUGGCUCAACUUCAGGUUUCUUUCAAGAAACGGGGUUUGCAAGGCCAUCAUCGUUCUUCUACCAAUGGGUGUGUUUUGCUGUACAGCCGAGAUGAUGUUCAUGGCGCUCUGUCUCUUCAGCAGAUGUUUUGGGACAAAGUUCGUUCGGGCUGGUUGCCAUUGACUCCACAAGCACGCGGCGGUUUGCACCCAGCCAAGCAAACGAUGAUUGAGCCUCAGGUGUUUUCUUUCCACACCUCCCCGGCUCAUUUACGCUUUCCUGUCGAGGACAUAUCAGCCCUCCCGGUUGCAGCUCAGGUGACGCCUCCUGCCCCGCCCGUCCCUGCCCCAGAGGAGGUGGAGCCUGCUGGCGAUUCGGAUGUAGAUUCGUCUUCCUCGUCUACAUCCUCGUCAUCACCAUCGACGCAGCAGACGCGCUCUUGGACAAAGGUGUCGGGUCAAGAAGCAGAGGAGUUUCUGUGGGUGCAGACGUCUUCGGGAUUGAUUCAUUGCGCCUCUCCUCAUAGUGGUCUGGAGGGCAUUGUGGUCGUGCGACCGGACGGCAUGAAAAUCCGAGUGAAGCCCCGUUGUGGGACCAUCGCACGGUCUAUGACCGUUUUGGCUGAUCUGCCGCCAAAUCCGCGCUUUUGCAGGCACAAGGCUUGCCAGGCGAUUGUUUGGGCGACCUAA